This is a messenger RNA of Drosophila gunungcola (fruit fly), 1432 nucleotides long. RefSeq lists its product as uncharacterized. NCBI's taxonomy places the organism in Eukaryota, Metazoa, Arthropoda, Insecta, Diptera, Drosophilidae. The record is from RefSeq and is a predicted model, not a curated record. The transcript is spliced from 2 exons. Bases 46 to 1368 code for a protein of 440 amino acids.
GCUUUACAUAAAACACACACCAUUUCCAAACUUUAAGGCUAGAAAAUGCCUUCAUCAACCAAGAAGGAUAAGAGUAGGACUUUCAUGGUAGGAAGCAGUGAUUCAGAGACAGACAAUGAGGAUCUAGCCCUCAUACACUUGGUACUCAGAAAGCUGACUAUUAAAGAUCAAACUUUGCUGCACCGUCAUUUCGAAAAAAUACCCGAUGCUUUUAGUUCCCUUUGGCGAGAUCAACACGAACGUCUGGACUUGGGACAAAUGCAGUGGAAACUUCAUGGAUCAAACCUGCUUAUGUUUCUGCAGGACAUGUGCACCGAGUUUCGAAGCGUCCAUUUGCGCAGUGAGCAGCUACAGGAGGAGCUGAACAUCCUGGAACAGGCGGGCAUUGAACGACUGGUCCACGUGACGGACUGCGAGAUUUCCUGGAAUCAUUCGCUGAGCAAUAGGAAUAAAAACAUACCCCAAUGGCCAUUUCAUGCCCUACCCAAACUCUUGAGCAACUUGAUUCAUCUUGAGAUAUUUGCUUCCGUUCAGGCCUGCUUUAUUGAUCGUUUUAAGAAACUGGAGUCCCUAAAAAUUUACGAAGAGAUUUCCAGUCCAGCUUUAGAAGCUAUUUUAUCAAGUGACAUGCCAUUAAUGCAAUUACACUUACUAGGAAAUCCCAGCCACCAACUGCUGGGAAUCUCGAAUUGCAAGCUGUUGAGAAAUCUGUUGGUCAAUCUUCAAACUUUCAUAUCCAAUUCGAGUGAUAUUUUCCAACUGCCAGAGCUCUUAGUUCUAAGGCUCACUCAGCUCGAGGAACUAGAACUUAAGGCCACUGUAAAAGCCUUAUCCAGAGUGAUUCAACAAAAAGGCAGUCAGCUUAAAAGUUUUCAACUUAACUGCAACUUCAUGGCUCAUGCCAAGUAUCUAACGCAGAUGAAACUAAAUCAUUGCCUUUGCUUGGAUGAGCUGGAGUUGGUUGAUUGCAAAUUUGAAAAUCAAGACAUGAGCAAGCUUUGCCUGCCCGUUUCUCAGAGCUACACUAUGUUUUGCUAUUGCCCCGAUCUCAUCGAUGACCAGCUAUUGGAUUUUGUCAAGGCCAGUCCCAAUCUUAAGGAACUAGUGCUCAUCGAGUGCCCAAAUCUGACGGAAGGUCUGCUUCAUAAUGUUGUGAAAGUGCGACGCAGUGGCAAAAAACAGACUCCCUUGUUAAUAAGAGUUAAGGAUUGUCAGAAUAUUUGGGACUCCUAUAAAAGAAAUUUGGCAAGCCUUUGGACCCGAAAACGAUCUGUCGUUAAACUGGAAUGCAUAACCGAAGAUUACGAACCUAUUGACAAUGUCCAGUUUAUCUUUCACGAAUCCCAGCAUAGUCCUAACAUUUUGUAAAAUUACUUUACUGAAGUAAAUAGAUGUUUUCAUCAUUCUUUAUAAAGCUUGAUAGAUAUAUUUA